UGAAAAGUGAGGUUAUUAAUACUUUUGUCAGGUUAUUUCUUUGAAGUGUUAUUCCCUUUCCCUUAUGAAUUUAGACCAUAACUAGGUUUCAAUCCUAACUUAAUAUCGUCUAAGGUUUUAUAGCCUGGUACGUGAACUACAAACCUGCUCAAAGCAAAAUGGGUAAAAGGUUGUGAGGCGAAUUGGAACCUAGGUUAUGUCAGUCAAGGUUCAAUCCCGGGAUUCAUUUCCACAUUACUUUAGGCUAGGCCUACAUGGGGAUGCAGCAUUACUACUAAGUAAAUUCCAUUGGUGAUUGGCGGGAUUUGAGCUCAGGACCUUGGGACCGAAGUCCCGCACUCUACAGCUAGACCAGCUCGCAUAUAAUCUCCUUGGAGUGUCAUCCUUCAUGGUUGAUAUGGAAAGUGAAACUGCUACUACCGAACUUGAAAAUGGUCCAGGACCCCCGGAGCCUGUUGUUUGUUGUCGCUGUCGUCUCGACAUCACAGCUGAUCAACAUGUGUUUGAUUGUGACAGCUGCUCUCAUUCAACAUGCCUCGGAUGCCGGUUCAAGGAAGACAUUCCAUGUUGUCUGUGCAAACCUCAGAUUUCAUCUGAGACAGAGAAUACAGCUCCAAGUUUGAAAGAAAUGUAUUCUCUUCAUUUCAAACGUAGAAAAUUCAACAAAGACCAUAUUGUUGAUGUGGAAUUGUCUACAGACGAGGGAAAUGUUCAGAAGCAAAUGUGCACCAUAUGUAAAAGGGUUUUUAAGAAAAGUAACGCCUAUUACCAUUACAUGUGCGCUACGGGGGAAAAACCCUUUGAAUGUCCGGAUUGUGGCCAGAAGUUUGUCAAGAAAGGUCAUUAUGAAUCUCACUUAAAUACACAUUAUGGAGUCCGGCCGUUCAAGUGUCCUGAGUCUAAAUGCAAAGCAAGUUUCACACAAAAGGAUAAGUUGAUCCGCCAUCAAAAAUCUCAUAAAAGAGAAGUAAAAGUGAUGUGCCCGUUGUGUGACAAACAGUAUACGACUCAAGAUAUUCUAAAUCAUCACUUACUCAAAGUCCAUUCUACAAACAAGCAGUUUCGUUGUGAUCAGUGUCCCCGAACUUACAAGUAUGCAAAAUCACUCCGCAUCCAUCGGUUCAAACAUCAAGCCAAGCGAGACUACAUGUGCGAUGUGUGUGGGAAGAAGUACGCUCUCUCCGCUCAACUCAAGCUCCACAAGCGAAGCCACGUCUUGUACCAUCGAAGACCUUUCAAGUGCCGUUGCGGAAGACAGUUCAUGAGCCGACGAGACAAAGCUCGCCACGAGCUCAUCCACAAUAGCUGCCACGAUUAUGAGUGUUCUCUUUGCAACACCACCUUCGGGCGCAAAGACAACUUAGAAAGGCACAUGAAAAACUUUCAUCAAGAUGGACCACUAGUUAUGACGAGAAAUGGGAACUCAAUACCGGUGGCCUCAAUAGCUCCAUUUAACAGUAAACCAACAGUUAAAAAUGUAAAAAAUAAACAAAAUAGUAUACUUACAAAAGGUACUCAGAGAAAGGAAAAAACAAACAGUCAGAAGCAAAAUAAAGGCACUGCAGAAGUAAAGGUAAAUAAAGUAAAAAAAGGGAUUUGUUCUAAAGAGAUAAGUCCUAAGCAAGCCAAACCCAAAGCAAGCAAUGUUAGAAAGAGUAAAGUGAAAAAUCCAGCUAACGUAAAAAUUAAUACAGAAAAGGUAACAUCUGAGCCAACUGUAAAUGAGGGUGAAAAGGAAUCCAACACAAACCAAUCUGUUAUCAUGUCCGCUCAACAAAAUAGGCCAUCAGUCAUCAAAUGCAUACCUCAUCUCCUUCCUUAUAGAAUCUUGCCACCUGACAAAAGGUUUUUAAAACUAAGUGGAGAACUCAAUAGAGGAAAUAAUUCUGAAAGUCAAACAAGUUUCAAAGGAAAUAAUCCUGAAACACGAGCAAGUUUCAAAGGAAAUAAUCCUGAAACUCGAGCAAGCUUCAAAGGAAAUAAUCCUGAAACUCGAACAAGUUUCAAAGGAAAUAAUCCUGAAACUCGAUUAAGUUUCAAAGGAAAUAAUCCUGAAACUCGAACAAGUUUCAAAGGAAAUAAUCCUGAAACUCGAACAAGUUUCAAAGGAAAUAAUCCUGAGAUUCGAACAAGUUUCAAAGGAAAUAAUCCUGAAACUCAAACAAGUUUCAGUACAAGCUGUUCAUUUACACAAACAAGUUUUCAAUAUGGUAAAAAAAAACUUGUUUCUGACAAUUCCGAAAAAGCAAUAAAUGUUCCUCAGAGAACUGUAAACCCCCAAACAGUACCUCAAAGUGUGAGACAUAAAACUCAGAAAGAUGAUGCCUUAAAUAGAUGUUAUAGAAUAAUACAUCACACAAGUACUGUCAAUACAAGUCGGGUACGUGAAGUGAGUAAAUUCUCAAAAAUCAAAGGUAACUUUGAAACCAGACAGUUUGGUGAAUGUACUAGUUUUACAAGUAAACGGCAACAAACAUUCUCUUCCGCCUCUGUCUCCUUGUUGGGUUAUGCAUCAAACAAAUUCAGAACAGCAAAUAGGAAUCCUUCAAACGUAAUAUAUUCCCAGAACACUACAGACUCAAACAUCGGUGGACCCAGCUUACCCGUGAAUGGGUCAGACAGAGUUUUAGAGAUAAAUCAUGAAGAUAACUUUAUGAGCUCAAGUGCUUCAACAGCAGAAGCUACUUAUUCAUCCUCUUCGUACACCCCGUAUUUUGACAACGAAUAUUUUAGAGACAGUAUUAACAGUUACGAUUCUAAUGCUGAGAACUUACUUCCCAAUGAUUUGGAUAUAGGAUUUCAGUAUAUAAAUGAACAGUUAGGCAGUACAGAGGUCACUUUUUCAAGCGAAUCGAGGAUAAUUAGAUAUGUUGCACAGGAGACGAGAAUUGUACGAGAGUCGAUAUAAAGAAUUGUAGAAAUGUAAGUUUUUUGAUGUGAGGUGUCAUUUUCCAGCAUUUUAUUAUCCCUUUCUAGAAAUAUCCAACACAAUAGAGGUCAUUAUAAAAAUAUUUUACUUUCAAAUAAAAAAUUGAAUUUACAAUAACUUCUUCUCUCAUCUUCCUAGCUUUUGAGAGAUGCUAGAGUGUUUGAAAGUUUAACUAACAGGUUUAUUGUUGGCAUUUUCUGUACAGUUCAACAAGGCUUAAUUUUGAACCUAGUUGAGGUACUAAGUUGAAAUUUUGUAUAUUUUUGGUCUCUAUAGGGUGUACCAGUAUACCAAAUUUCAUUGAAAUCUGAGAUGGUCAGGUAAAAUGACUGUGCUGAUUUGACAUUGAAUCUAUAACAUAGCUUUUAAAAAACAAUCAUAACCUAAUGACAUUUUAUAUUCAACUUAAAUAUUAAUCUGUGUGUAUUACGAGCUCAAACAGUCAUUACCGCUCUCAAAAUGUAUGGCGGGGCUCAGCUAAAGCUUUGUGCGCCCAUUUGCAGUUCUCAAGCGGCAAUGACGUGCUUAGCACUCUUAACACGUUCGCUACCGCAAUAGUACCAAAUUUUUCAUUCAUAUAGACCAGCGCUGCAAAUAUGCGACGGCCGGUUUCUACCCACAGACUGCCGGCUAGGCACAUUACAAUAGACUGACGACGCAUAUUUGUGUCGGUGUUCCAAUGUUAUCAAAAGGCUUAUAUCUUUGUAACGGUCUAUUUGAAGGCACUGAAUUCUCUGCAGUUGUCUACAGGGAUGUCUGACGCUCAACUGCGUCGCUUGGUCUGUUGAUAUGAUUAUUAAAGACGUCAUAUGAUACAGUCCAACCUCGGUAUAACAAAUCUGAAGGGACCGAACUGAAUAUUCGUUAUAUCAUAGAUUUUGUUAAAACGAGGUUCGUUAUAUUGAGGUUAGGUUUGCAGGAAUUUCGCUAUGUCGAGGUUCAGAACCAGCAUCAGUCAAUAUAGGUCGGGAUUUUAUCUCAUUAAAACACAAUUAAAGUAGCCUAGGCUACAAUACUUUACAGUACAGUGUUUACCUAUAUUAUCCAGGGUACUAAAGAGGAGGGAUCUUUAAUAUUGCGCAAUCAUGACAUUUCUAGUCAUUGACCUUGGUACAGGUUACACAAACUGUAAGUUUAAAAUCACAGCUUUCUCUAACCCACCUAAAACCUAGCCAAACACUGUAUUGUAUAGCAAUAAACCGCGUAAAGAACAAAACAAAACAGUAGAGAGUUUUGUAAGCUACUGCUCGUGAUAGGCCGGCUACAGUACUGCUUUAAAUCACGACAGAGGAAUGUCGAUACUGUAAUAAUCUACUAUCAACUAUAGCAUUGGUGUUGCCUUAGUUUAAACAAAUUGUAUUGAAAAUAAUAAAAAUAUUAGAUAAGUCAUUAUAAAUGUGUAUAAUCAUAGCCAACUU
Molecule: messenger RNA, 4347 nt
Organism: Macrosteles quadrilineatus (aster leafhopper)
Lineage: Eukaryota; Metazoa; Arthropoda; Insecta; Hemiptera; Cicadellidae
Product: PR domain zinc finger protein 15-like
Exons: 8
Coding region: 389-2908 (839 amino acids)
Biological process (GO): regulation of transcription by RNA polymerase II
Cellular component (GO): nucleus
Molecular function (GO): RNA polymerase II cis-regulatory region sequence-specific DNA binding; DNA-binding transcription activator activity, RNA polymerase II-specific
Source: RefSeq, a predicted model, not a curated record